Malassezia restricta is the source of this 2343-nucleotide messenger RNA. Its product is annotated as sphingomyelin phosphodiesterase. The coding region runs from base 1 to 2343 and encodes 780 amino acids. The record is from RefSeq and is a predicted model, not a curated record. Lineage: Eukaryota; Fungi; Basidiomycota; Malasseziomycetes; Malasseziales; Malasseziaceae. Gene Ontology annotation, molecular function: hydrolase activity. The transcript has a single exon.
AUGAGGUCGGGCUCCUCUAAGCCCUACAGCGUCGAACAGGAGCCGCUCACCGGAGGACUUGAUCUCCCGUAUCCUCGUCCUCGCAGCCAACGUCGGCCCUCAUUCCGUAACAUGGUCAAGGUAGGAGUAUUUGUGUUUGCUGCCUUGUACGCCGUCAGCGUUUGCUGGCCCGUUCAGGCUGAAAGCAAGUCGACGGAGCAGCGUCACACCGUAUCGACAACGAGCGCAUCCUCGGCAUUCACGGUGUCAAAGGCAUUCCCCACCGGCGACUUUUCGAAGAUGGACUUUAUGCCCAAGAGCCAAGAGGCUGAGCCACGCCCUCAGAUUACGCGUGUCGGCGGUGGUGUGUUCGACGAUGCCCUCGUGAACCCGACCAAGCUGCCUUCUGGAAACCCCACCUCGGAGGGCUUCCUGCCAAAGCCAUCCGCAAGUCUCCAGUCACUUGCUUCGAGCAAGACGUUCAAGCAGGAUGCCAUGAAGAACUUGACCGACAUUCUGAACAACAACCGGACGAGCAAGUGUGACCGCUGCCGCAUGGCCUUGCGCGCUGGCCAGAAGGUGGCUCAGGCUAACCCGUCUGUCGUGCCAGAAAUCCUGCAGGAACUGUGCAAGACGUUCAAGUAUGCGAGCAAGCCUUCGGUCAAGACGGCCUGUGAGCGCACGUACGCCGCUGAGCAGCUCGGUGGUGUGUUCACUCAGGUGCUGAGCUAUGGCAACUUUACGGAGGGAUCGUCGUCGCCUGACUACCUGUGUGCAACCUACAUCAAGGGUGGUUCGUGCCCCUUCCCUGAGAUGAAGACACUCUCGCAGGAGUUUCUGUCGGGCUGGUUUGGUGGCUCAUUGACGCCGCCGGAGCGUGUCUUACAGCGCUCGAAGAAGACAGGACCUAAGCGCGACACGCCUCUGCGCGUAUUCCACGGCUCUGACUUCCAUGUGGAUCCCCGCUACCUCGUCAACUCGGAAGCUGGCUGUGACAAUGGCCAAUGCUGCCGAGCUGACAGCUACAACUCAACGCUGUGGAAGAAGCCAGAAUUUGCACCCGGCGAGCUUCCGAUGAAGAACAUUUCGCACCCUGCCAACUACUGGGGUAGCUACACGUGUGACUCGCCGUGGUCGCUAAUUGAAGCGGCGAUGCAGGGCUUGACGGCUAUCAACGACGAGGCGCGCAUUGACUUUGGUCUUUACACGGGUGACUUGACCACGCACGAUGAAGCUUGGCACAUCUCGCAGGACCUUGUCAAGUACUCGGAGCAAUCGCUCUUUGACCUCUUUCACAAGCAUGCACCAAACGCCACGAUGAUUGUCGCACUCGGAAACCACGACUCGGCGCCUUCUGAUGUGGCGGCUCCCUCGAAUUUGCCUGAUGGUCUCGCCGACCAGCUUAGCUGGGACUGGGACAAUGUUGCCGCUCUCGUCAAGUCGGAGGGCUGGGGUGACAAUGUGACGUCUGAAAAGAUUCGCACACACUAUGGUGGCUACUCGAUCUCGCCUCGUCAGGGCCUGCGUGUGAUCUCGCUCAACACGGAUAUGUGGUACAGGAACAACCCAUUCUCGUACCUGAACAUUGACAAUCCAGACCCAAGCCACAUGCUCCGCUGGCUCACCGACGAGCUGCAGGCUGCCGAGGACAACAACGAGCGUGCUUGGAUUGUGGGCCACGUCCUCCCUGGAUGGGACGGCGGUGACAGUAUUGACAACCCGACCAACCUGCUUUACCACAUCGUGUCGCGCUUCAGUCACACGAUUGCCCACUCGUUCUUUGGCCACAAGCAUGAGGAUAUGUUCCACGUUUGGUACGAAUCUCAGAGCGGUAACUCGAGCUCGGUCAGCCGCAAGACGCAGAAUGCGCGUGCCAUGGCCUUUAUCGGCCCUUCGAUCACGCCGCUCCACAACGUGAACCCGUCGCUCCGUGUCUACCACGUCGACCCUGAGACCUACGAGGUCAUGGACUACUCGCAGUACUACACGCAGCUGUACAACUUUGAGAAGCUCAACAAGACCGGUCCUGUUUGGGAGCUGCUGUACAAGGCUCGCGACACGUAUUCCAACUUCUCGAUGAGUGAGAAGCAAGGCAAGUACACUGCGCCUGUCAGGCUUGAGAAUGGCACGUGGCCUAAGAGCGCGCCUCUGAACGCUUCAUUCUGGGCCGCUUUGACGGAUGAGAUGGAGGUCCGCCCUGAACUCAUUCAGCUGCACCAGCUGUACCAGGGCCGUAACAGCCCCAAGUCCCCCGCCUGUGACACGAAGGAGUGCUACGAGGCCAAGUUGUGCUAUAUGCGCAGCGCCUCUUCGAACCUCGGUCGUCACUGCCCCUCUGGUUUCGGCUCCGUGCAGAGUUUCUAA